AAACAAAAGCAAUCUCCUGGAGAUACCGCAACUGGAUUAGCUAUCUGGGGAUCAUAUGAUAUGAUGAAAUGAUGGCGGAUAGCCACUGGCUGAAUUGGUGCCGUCUGUGUGCCAAGGACGAUGUGCGCGGCAAUGUGAAAGUUUAUACGAAUGAGAAAGGUCAGGGAACCUGGGACAAUGUCAUGAUUAUGGCCAUCCGCAGAUAUUUCGAGGUGCAUAUGCGACUGGAGGAUGAGCUAAGCAGCGUCCUUUGCACAGAGUGCUACACCCUGAUAAGUGAACUAAUCGAUUUUGCUGAGCAUGUCACCAAGGUGCAGGCCAUCUUUGAGGUUCUGCGCCGCACGGAGACCGAGCAGAAUAAACAGCUGGAUGUAUUAGCUCUCAGACAGCAGUAUGGACUCUGCGAGGCCGACUGGUCGCACAUUAUCAAGCCGAUGCCAGUGCCAGAGACCGAGCCCAGUCCUGCCAAACCAAUAGAACUGGAAACUGAAGUUUCCGUGGAAGAUCUCAUUUAUCAAGACCACGUAGAGGUAUUAAAUGAAUCUGGAAGCCUACCCAAGCAAGCGAAGAGAAUACAGGGAGCGGAGGAAAGCCAGAAACAACAAUUUAAUAACACUCCAUCCGGCAACAAGCAGGAAUUUGUAGAUUUAAGUCCAUUUUUUCAGGGCGAGAAGCUAUUGAAGAACAACAUGGAUGCCAUCAUAAAUGAUUUGGAAGCAGAAGAUGUUCUAAUUGCUGAACCGGACGUCAUAAAACGACAUCAUGAGCGGAUUGAUUCGAGUUUGGAAGCACCUUGUGGUGCAGACGACGAAGAUAUCAAGCCGGAUGUGUCUGUCAACUAUGAUGAUGAUCAAGAAUUUCUACACGAACAACCUAGUCCCGCGACACUCGCGAUUGAACCACCAAUAAGUGCAUCUCCAACUGAUGAAAACUCUCGUACGGACAACGACGAGACGAAAAGUAAACCUCUCAGGUUGGAACAUCCCAGCAAACGCUGUCGUAUGGAAUGCAAGAGAUGCGGCAAAACUUACAGGAAUCGUGCCUCCUACGAGAAGCAUAUCGAUCAAGAAGAGUGCCAGAGAAUCGUUCGCAAGGUGAAGAUGGAUAAGAACACGAGCUGCGACCUCUGCCAUAAGACACUCUCGUCGGUAUCGGCCCUGAGGCUGCACAAGGAGGGUAUGCACGAAAACGUCAAGCCAUUCGUGUGCGACAGUUGUGGCAAGCAGCUAAAGACAUUAACAGCGUUAAAUGAACACAAGCUGGUCCAUACAGAGAGUCGUCCUUUUGAGUGCCCCGUAUGCAAGGCGGGUUUCAAGAAUCGGGCUCGUCUGAAGGUUCACUGUCAGAUCCACGAGGAUCCUAGCUUCAUAUGUAAUAUUUGCGGAAAGAAGCUGCAAACGCGACGCACCUGGAACAUGCACAAGGUGGUUCAUAAGGAGGAGCGUAACUUGAAAUGUGAGGUCUGCGGAGCCCUCUUCAAACGGUCAAAGACUCUGAAGACGCAUUUGCUUAGCCACACGGGUCUAAGACCCUAUAUCUGUAACUAUUGCGGAAAAACAUUUGCCUGCAAUGCCAAUUGUCGUUCCCACAAGCUGAAAAAACAUUCGCAGGAGAUCCAACAGGGCGAUCGGGAGGGCAUGCCAUCUCGUUUGAGUGUUCCCACUUUGGAAGAGCUGCGUGUCAUAACCCAGAAACUUCCAAAAGACGAAAAGCAGCCAUGAAGAAACAAAAAUUAAGUCUAAUUCCGAAUAAAUACAAGUGUUCUAUU
Molecule: messenger RNA, 1768 nt
Organism: Drosophila persimilis
Lineage: Eukaryota; Metazoa; Arthropoda; Insecta; Diptera; Drosophilidae
Product: zinc finger protein weckle
Exons: 3
Coding region: 69-1721 (550 amino acids)
Biological process (GO): regulation of transcription by RNA polymerase II
Cellular component (GO): nucleus
Molecular function (GO): zinc ion binding; DNA-binding transcription factor activity, RNA polymerase II-specific; RNA polymerase II transcription regulatory region sequence-specific DNA binding
Source: RefSeq, a predicted model, not a curated record